AUGGACCCUUAUCUGGGCAUCUUCUUCCUCACUCCCUUCUUCCAAUCCUGCUGUGCCUGGUCAGUGAAUAAUUUCCUGAUGACGGGCCCCAAGGCUUAUCUCAUCUACUCUAGCAGUGUGGCAGCCGGGGCGCAGAGCGGCAUCGAGGAGUGCAAGUUCCAGUUCGCCUGGGACCGCUGGAACUGCCCUGAGAGGGCACUGCAGCUCUCCAGCCACGGUGGGCUGCGCAGCGCAAACCGAGAAACUGCCUUUGUCCAUGCCAUCAGCUCUGCAGGCGUCAUGUACACACUGACUCGGAACUGCAGCCUGGGGGAUUUCGACAACUGUGGCUGUGACGACUCCCGCAAUGGACAGCUGGGGGGGCAAGGCUGGCUGUGGGGAGGCUGCAGCGAUAAUGUGGGCUUUGGGGAAGCCAUUUCCAAGCAGUUUGUGGAUGCCCUGGAGACUGGACAAGAUGCCAGAGCUGCUAUGAACCUGCAUAACAAUGAGGCGGGUAGAAAGGCAGUGAAAGGGACCAUGAAAAGGACUUGCAAAUGCCACGGCGUGUCAGGGAGCUGCACCACCCAGACCUGCUGGCUGCAGUUGCCUGAGUUUCGGGAGGUGGGCACUUACCUCAAGGAGAGGUACCACAAAGCCCUGAAGGUAGACCUGCUACAGGGGGCAGGGAACAGCGCUGCCAGCCGCGGUGCCAUCGCUGAGACCUUCAGCUCCAUCUCCAAGAAGGAACUGGUCCAUUUAGAAGACUCUCCUGACUACUGCCUGGAGAACAAGACGCUGGGGCUGCUAGGCACGGAGGGCAGGGAGUGCCUGAAGAGGGGCAAGGCACUCAGCAAGUGGGAGAAGCGAAGCUGCCGGCGCCUGUGUGGGGACUGUGGGCUGGCAGUGGAGGAGAGGCGAGCUGAGAUGGUGUCCAGCUGCAACUGCAAGUUCCACUGGUGCUGUGCCGUGCGCUGUGAGCAGUGCCGCAAGAGGGUCACCAAGUACUUCUGUGUGCGCAAGGAGAAGCGGGAGCGGAGCGGAGGUGGUGGGGCCAGCCGCAAGCUCAAGAGAAAGCUCUAA
This is a messenger RNA of Acanthisitta chloris (rifleman), 1059 nucleotides long. RefSeq names its product wingless-type MMTV integration site family, member 8B (gene WNT8B). The record is from RefSeq and is a predicted model, not a curated record. Bases 1 to 1059 code for a protein of 352 amino acids. Gene Ontology annotation, cellular component: extracellular region. Gene Ontology annotation, biological process: cell fate commitment; multicellular organism development; neuron differentiation. The transcript has 6 exons. Lineage: Eukaryota; Metazoa; Chordata; Aves; Passeriformes; Acanthisittidae. Gene Ontology annotation, molecular function: frizzled binding; cytokine activity.